Molecule: messenger RNA, 2115 nt
Organism: Oryza sativa Japonica Group (Japanese rice)
Lineage: Eukaryota; Viridiplantae; Streptophyta; Magnoliopsida; Poales; Poaceae
Product: F-box/LRR-repeat protein At4g14103
Molecular function (GO): protein binding
Source: RefSeq, a predicted model, not a curated record
AUAUAUCCAUGCGUUUUGCUGUGGGGAAAAAGCUUGGAUUUUGGGGGCACUUCAGGCAGAUGCGCGGUUCCAUGUUUAAUUUCACAAGUAUUUGCAGGGUCCCAGCUCCACUUGUAAGUGUUUUUGGUGUUCAUGCUAGGUUUGGGCUUCCUUGGUAAAUCUGCUGAAUACCUCGCGAGGGACAAAGACAGGAUCUGUCCAGUUCUUUUUUUUUACUUGUGCAAGACAGAAGAUUAUGUAAUCCCUAUUACAAAACGGAAAGGAUUCCAAAUACACAAACUACUUCUGCGUAAUAACAAUAUUUAUCCAGUCAAGCAGCAGCUUAUGGAGAACACGAUGGCGGCCAAGCGGAGCUGGAUGGAGCACCAUCGUGUGCUCAGCGACGACUCCUCCUUUCACAUGGAAGACCUCCCGGAGCAGCAGCCGCAACUUAUGGAGAACGUGGCGGUGGCCAAGCGGAGCAGGCUGGAGCAACACCGCACGCUCAGUGACAACUCCUUCCGUGUGGAGGAUCUCCCUGAGGAAAUUCAAUCUCUUCUAUUAUCUCUGCUGUCACUGAAAGAGGCUGCUAGUACAAGCAUCGUGUCGAGAAACUGGAGAAAACUUUGGACACGGUAUCCUAAUCUAUGCUUUGAUGGCAGCAAGGACGGGCCUGCUGAUAUGGAUAGUGUGAAAAUAGAAAGAAUGAAGUUCAUUGAUACAGUAAAUUCUAUUAUUCAGCAACACAGUGGAAUAGGGCUCAAUAAAUUCAGUAUCAGGUGCAACCUUCUGAAGGACGACUCAGACAUUCUUGAUAGGUGGAUUCGCUUUGCCACUGCAUCAAAGGCUAAGAUUAUAGAUAUGAACCUGUGCACAAAUAGAAAUAAUAAAGGACCAACCAAACAUUUGUAUGACUUCCCUCUUGAGGCUUUCGGUGAUCAAGAUAUCCCUUUUAUCCAGUGCUUGUUUCUCAACAAUGUUUCUAUAAAGCCACACUCGGAUAUUGGCUUUACGAAACUCAGGAGCCUUCAUUUGCACUGUGUUCAAAUAAUUGGAGAUCUUUCAGGCUUGCUAUUUAAUUGCUCCAGUCUUGAGGACUUGGAGGUCUUUGCGUGCUUGGGUGUGACUGCUCUGAAUAUUCCACACCAACUCAAUAAACUUAGGCAUUUGCUAAUUUGUAAUAUGCGUAUCCAGAUGCUGGAGUUUCAUGUUCCUGGUCUUUCUCAUUUUGAAUACAAAGGUACUAUGAUUCCUAUAAUGCUUCAUGGUUGCUCAAAAUUACAGAAGGCAACCCUGAAUUUUCACCAGACAUGGCUUGAAGAAGAUAAUAAUAAAGUAUUGGGCCAUGUAUUCCAUGGAAUUCCCAGUGUUUCGGCAGUUGAGGUGCUCAAUUUACUUGUUGAUAUUUGCACAAAGCAAUCGGUCUGGUCCUCACAGGUGCAUACGUUGACAGCAAGACCAACAAUCAUGUUUAUGAAUUUGAAGCAUCUGACUUAUGAGAUACUUAUUUUUACUAAAGAUCCAAACAGCCACAGUGGAGUUCUUCAGCUGGCUCAGUAUUUAGCUUUUGCACCGCAGCUGGAGACUCUAGAAUUGCAUAUGUUGUAUCAUUCGACUCACUGCCGCUGCUGGCAUGAGGGUGCGGGAGUCUCCUACGGACAUAUGCCCCAUCAUCACCUCAAGAUGGUCUACAUGAGUGGGUUCAGGUGCUACCGGGCUCAGGUCGAGCUGCUGUUUGCCAUUCUUGAAAUGGGUGAUGAGCUUGAGCAUGUGACCAUUGAUCCAAUGACGAGAGUACCGUAUAGCCCUGAUUUGAUGAAUUUAGGCAUACCUGAGGACGAGAUAUGUCAAUGGGCGAACCGUACCUCACAACGGUUUGGUAAAGCAAUCUCUGUUGUAAAACCUCCCUAGGUGGUGUUGGUAGUCCUGUGCAUAUACGACUUAUUACCACCUAGAUAAGUGUUUGUUCAGAUUCAGUACUGAAAUUGCUGACACAGGGGUUUCUGUUUUGUUUCCAUGAGUAAAUUGUUUUUUAUUUUAUUGUUUGACAAUAAAAGGCUUGGACUUGUUUCUUAAUUUUGUGACAACUUUCAUAUGUCAGUUUUAUUUACGAGUGAAGUACACAAUUGAUUCUUA